Molecule: messenger RNA, 1536 nt
Organism: Pelagomonas calceolata
Lineage: Eukaryota; Pelagophyceae; Pelagomonadales; Pelagomonadaceae
Source: the annotation of a GenBank genome assembly
AUGGCGCCGUGGCGCGCGGCCGCCGUCGCGUGCUGCGCGACCGCGGCCGCCCUCACCGCACCCGUGCUCUCGCGCCACCGACGACACGCGCGCCGCGACGCCGUCGGCGACGCCUGGGCCGCGGCCGUGGCGGAGGAAUUCAAAGAUGGUUCCCGAGACGACGCGCACGACGACCUGCAGGCAGCAGCACAAGUCCGCGACGCCCUCGAAUUGUUAAAACCCGAGCUGAUACGAGCCUGGGACGACGACGACGCGGUCCUCGUCGAGGGUAUCGACGCUUUUGAUGGAUGGUUCGGCUUGAAGGAGCUCGAGGCGGCGUGUAGUAAUGGAGAGGUCCGCGAGGCAGGGAGAGGAGUUUUAGGCGCGGGCGGCGCGUGGCAGAUGGCUAGAGUUGGGGUGAAGGACGAACCGAUCACGUACGACGACGUCAAGGGUGUGCUAGAUGCGUCCCAGACCGUUGUUUUGAACUCAUUGGACGCGACGUGUUCGAGGGUCGCGGCAUUAAGUUUAGCGUCCAUCGACGCUUUUGGGUUGCCGGUGUGCACGAACGCCUACGCGACGGGCGCCGGCGCGGCGACGUCGGCGCCGCCGCACACGGACAAGCAGCGCGUUUUGGUGUUUCAGUGCUUCGGGCGGAAGCAUUGGAGGGUGUGGCGGCCGCCGGAUCAAUCAAAGCGGCCGGAAACGGACCCGCUCGCGCGCGGCAAGGGCACUGAUGUAUUAUCAUUCGACGAAUUCGAUGACGAGCCCGUCUUAGACGUGACCCUACGACCGGGCGAUGUACUGUACGUGCCGGCGGGCUGGCCCCACACGACGGAUACGUUGGACUGCGCCACUGAUGAUCCGUCCAUACAUUUAACUUUAGGCGUGGACACGCACGUCUGGGGCUUGGACGCGGUGACCGUUGUCGACGCGGCCGGCGCGGAUCAUCAAUACAGAGGUUUCACGAACGACGCCCCCGCGGAUAUUUACUGGAACCGAUUGCGCAAGACCCUGCCCUGUCUGGGCUGGCGCUCUGAUGAUUCGUCGCAUGGUGCUAUUGCGGAGGCGCUACAGGCGGUCACUACUGAUUCUACCUUUGAUGCCGCGGAGGCGUCGAAAAAAACGGUAAAACAUGCCUCAAAGACGACGAAGACAAUACGGGACCUCUACGCGGAUGUUGUGUUUAGAACAACAAAGGGCGCGACGCCCGCGACGCGGCCGGCGCCGCACUUCGCGCGGCUGGAAAAGGCCAUGGACGGGUUCCUGGCGUCCCUCGGGUCGCCCAUCGCUGCCAGCUCACCUUUUAGCGUGGGCGAUAAAGUGAAAGCGCCCAUGGUCGGCGUCGACGAGUUGUUUGAUGCGACCGUGGAAAGGGUCGCGCCGGACGGGACCAUCGACGUGCUCUUCUUCGACGGCGACCGCGAGUUUGGAUUAGAUCCGGCGUCGGUGCGCAAGCUCAAGAAGAAGAAGAAGUCAAAGGUGGUUGCGAAGGGCCUUGGUGGCGGCGGCGCGAAGAAGUCCGCGAAGAAGAAGAAGGUUAAGAAGAUGAGGUAG